This is a messenger RNA of Cyphellophora europaea CBS 101466, 669 nucleotides long. RefSeq lists its product as uncharacterized. Lineage: Eukaryota; Fungi; Ascomycota; Eurotiomycetes; Chaetothyriales; Cyphellophoraceae. The transcript has a single exon. The record is from RefSeq and is a predicted model, not a curated record. Bases 1 to 669 code for a protein of 222 amino acids.
AUGGGUUCGGUGGGUCUCACCCACCCAGCGGACCACCCCGCGCUGUCGAGUGACCAGUCUACCACUGUCCACAAAAUCUACGCCUUUGUCGAGCAGUUCUUUCAGAACCCGAAGUUCGAUGCCUCUCACGACUUCCGACAUGUAAAGCGAGUCACCGCCACCGCCACCGCCAUCUACGAGGCCGAAAAGACCACUCACCCAGCCCUUGAUGCCUUCACCGUCCUUCUUGGGGCGCUCUUGCACGACGUAGAAGACAAAAAGUACGCUCAGUCCAAGGAUGCCAUUCGUGAUGCCCUGCUCGAUGUCGGCAUGUCUGCACCGGAGGCGCUGCGGUUGCAGAGGCUGGUAGAGGGCGUCUCCUACUCGUCUGAGAGCAAGGAUCCGGCGAAAGUGCAAGCUCUAAUCGCCGAGAUCCCAGAGCUGGCUAUUGUUCAGGAUGCUGACCGACUGGAUGCUAUUGGUGCCAUCGGUAUUGGGAGGUGCUUUGCUUUCGGCGGUGCAAAAGGCGCCAGGAGUCUUGAUGAUUCGAUAGAACAUUUCCACGAGAAGCUGUUCAAGCUGGGAGACAUGAUGAAGACUGACACAGGUAGGAGGAUGGCUGCCGAGCGCACUAGGCGACUGCGGGAAUUCGUCGGCUGGUGGGAGAGUGAAGUCCAGGGGUCGUCAUGA